Messenger RNA from Glycine soja, 1917 nucleotides. RefSeq names its product G-box-binding factor 1-like. The transcript has 12 exons. Gene Ontology annotation, molecular function: sequence-specific DNA binding; DNA-binding transcription factor activity. NCBI's taxonomy places the organism in Eukaryota, Viridiplantae, Streptophyta, Magnoliopsida, Fabales, Fabaceae. Gene Ontology annotation, cellular component: nucleus. The record is from RefSeq and is a predicted model, not a curated record. Bases 253 to 1287 code for a protein of 344 amino acids. Gene Ontology annotation, biological process: regulation of DNA-templated transcription.
UUGGAGUUCAACAAAACAAACAAACACUGCCUCUUUCUCUGUCUUUGGCUCCUUUCAACAAAACAAAACACACUUACAUAAAAAAUCAUCCUUAUCUAUGCCACUUCCACUUGGACUUCCACCUCACCCACUUUCUCUGCGCCAUGGAAACAGUACGUUGUCUGGCAUGUGUACUUGUUCAAGGUGACAUAUGACCUAAACAAUUAUUAGAACUUAAUCUGAUCACAAGGCAGUUUUUUUGAGCUGAUCUGGAUGGGAACCGGUGAAGAAAGCACAGCUAAAGUUCCUAAACCAUCUUCUACUUCUUCAAUUCAGAUACCACUGGCACCUUCAUAUCCUGAUUGGUCAAGCUCGAUGCAGGCUUACUAUGCUCCUGGAGCCACUCCACCUGCAUUUUUUGCCUCAAAUAUUGCUUCUCCAACUCCCCAUUCUUAUAUGUGGGGAAGCCAGCACCCUCUAAUUCCACCAUAUAGUACUCCUGUUCCAUAUCCAGCUAUAUAUCCUCCUGGGAAUGUCUAUGCUCAUCCUAGCAUGGCAAUGACCCUGAGCACCACACAGAAUGGUACAGAGUUUGUAGGAAAGGGUUCUGAUGAAAAAGAUCGGGUUUCUGCCAAAAGUUCAAAGGCUGUGUCUGCAAACAAUGGUUCCAAAGCAGGAGACAAUGGAAAGGCAAGCUCAGGUCCCAGAAAUGAUGGCACCUCACAAAGUGCUGAAAGUGGUUCAGAGGGAUCUUCGGAUGCUAGUGAUGAGAAUACUAACCAACAGGAAUCGGCUACAAACAAGAAAGGGAGUUUUGACCAAAUGCUUGUUGAUGGUGCUAAUGCACGGAACAAUUCUGUGAGCAUCAUUCCUCAACCUGGAAAUCCCGCUGUGUCAAUGUCUCCAACUAGUCUUAAUAUUGGAAUGAACUUGUGGAAUGCAUCUCCUGCUGGUGACGAAGCUGCAAAAAUGAGACAGAAUCAGUCUUCAGGAGCUGUUACUCCUCCAACCAUAAUGGGACGUGAAGUCGCGCUGGGUGAACACUGGAUACAAGAUGAACGUGAACUAAAGAAACAGAAAAGGAAACAGUCUAAUAGGGAGUCUGCUAGGAGAUCAAGACUACGCAAGCAGGCUGAGUGUGAAGAGUUACAAAAGAGGGUGGAGUCUCUGGGAAGUGAGAAUCAAACUCUCAGAGAAGAGCUUCAGAGAGUAUCUGAAGAAUGCAAAAAACUUACAUCUGAAAAUGAUUCCAUCAAGGAAGAGUUAGAACGGUUGUGUGGACCAGAAGCAGUUGCUAAUCUUGAAUAAAUCAACUUCUUAUUAUCAUGCCAAAGCAUCGGCGAAAAAUGAUCAACUCCUAGAAGAGAUGAAUUUGCAGCUGAAAUUUUAUCAAUGGCGAAAAUGAACAUAGGAUAUAAUUUUUUUCCCUUGGUUUACUAUUUACACCAUUAACCCUUAAUUGCCACCCCCCUUAUGUUUUGCCCAUUUAGUAUUGUAAAACAAAUCAUAGCAAAAUAUUAUUUUCAACACUUUUUAUUGGACAGAUUUUUUUUAUGUAGGUCAUAGUAAAUAACCUUGACUUACAUUAUUUAUUGAGACUUACGUGCAAUUCAGUGAUAAUAAAUAUUGUAUCAAAGAGAGUGUUCCAGUCACAAAGUAACUCCAGAAGUUGAUCUUGAAGCUAAAGUAAGGCUGGACCAAGGAUUGUGUGCCUUCUUCAGAUGUCACGGUGCUUUUGAGGAAGGGUAAUAUCCAGAAGGGUCCAGAUUGUGUUCAAAGAAAUGACAUAUUUUUAGUAUUUGCUUGUGCCGAUGAAUAGAUAAUUUUAUGCUAAUUGGGCACUUCUAUUCGGUGUUCAGUAGUUUCACAUUCACUUUCAAAACUGAUGUUAACAUGCUGCUUUAAUUUCCGAGCACCUUGUAAGAGGUAACUAUGGAA